AUGGUUACCCGCUCCCAUCCGAAGUGUCCACAACGAUCUUUGAGCAGGGAGUACAGUGACUCUUUAUCCUCAGAUGGUAGUAGUUACCAUUUGCGUCAAGGACGACGCUCUAGUUGUAGUACAAGAGAUCAAAGCCGUAGUCCAAGUCCAUAUAGACAGAGAAACAAUCGUCGUCGCAAAAGAAGGCAAGACUUUGCUAACAAAAGUAAAGACCUAUCAGUGAAUGAGGGAAACAACCACCAUGAAGAGCGGAGUGCGGGACCGUCCCGUCGUAUUGCACCAAACACAGCUGCGCUCACGUCCCUAUUGCUUGGCACUACGCGUUCAAGAGAUCGCAUGGAUGAAGGGGAACGAGAAAGAGCAAAGAAGAAACUCAAGGAUCUUGAUGGUGUAAAUGUGAUGGCACAACAAUAA
Molecule: messenger RNA, 414 nt
Organism: Plasmopara halstedii
Lineage: Eukaryota; Oomycota; Peronosporomycetes; Peronosporales; Peronosporaceae
Exons: 2
Coding region: 1-414 (137 amino acids)
Source: RefSeq, a predicted model, not a curated record